Messenger RNA from Octopus sinensis (East Asian common octopus), 327 nucleotides. RefSeq lists its product as uncharacterized. Lineage: Eukaryota; Metazoa; Mollusca; Cephalopoda; Octopoda; Octopodidae. The record is from RefSeq and is a predicted model, not a curated record. Bases 1 to 327 code for a protein of 108 amino acids. The transcript has a single exon.
AUGGGCAAAAUUUGGUAUUGUAGUAUUAUCAAGUACCUGCAGGGAAAACGUUUAGCCCACAAGGAUGUUCAUGCUGACACGGUUGCUACAAUAGAGGAUGACGCUCCAAGCUAUUCUGUUGUCAUAUCUAUUGUUGAUGACUUUCUAUCAACAGUGCAAAAGUUGGCAGCCGAAUUUAGAAGGGGGAUUCUUGAAGAUGACCCAAGGUUCAGAAGUCCUGCAACUGCCACGACAGAGGAGAACAUUGAUCAUGUUCACAACAUGGUGAUAGAUAACAGGUUAUUGACUUUAAAUCAAAUAGCCAAUGCUAUUGGCAUAUCUCGAUAG